AUGCCCCCAUGGAAUGCCAAAGUAAUUCUUAAUCUAUUCAUCUUCAUCAUUCAGGAAAGACCCCGUUCCCUGUGUAAUGACAAUUGUCAUUCAGGCUCUAGUAGGACCAAGAUAGAAGGAAAACCCUUUUGCUGCUAUGAGUGCCAUUCAUGUCCAGAAGGGAAGAUGACAAAUCAGAAAGACAUGGAUGAUUGUUUUCCAUGCCCAGAAGGAGAGUAUCCAACCAGCAACCAUGACUCCUGCCUUCCAAAACAUAUCGUUUUCCUGUCUUAUGAAGACCCCUUAGGGACCAGUUUGGCUACUACGGCAAUUGUCUUUGCUUGCAUUGCCACUGUGGUGCUUGGGAUCUUCCUCAAAUAUCAGGACACCCCCAUAGUCAAGGCCAAUAACCGGAACAUCACCUACAUUCUCCUCGUCUCUCUUGUGCUCUCGUUCCUUUGCAGUUUAUUAUUCAUUGGACACCCUGAAAAGGUGACCUGCCUUUUCCGACAAACUGCUUUUGGGAUCGUCUUCUCAGUGGCCAUUUCUUCUGUAUUGGCCAAAACCAUCAUUGUGACUUUAGCUUUCAUGGCUUCAGUGCCAGGAUCCAAGAUGAGGAGAUGGCUGGGCAAACGACUGGAUAAUUACAUUGUUGUUUCCUGCUCCCUCAUUCAAGUCGUUGUUUGCACUGCAUGGCUUGUAAUCUCACCCCCAUACCCAGAUGCUGAUAUGAACUUAGUGGCAGAGGAAAUCAUCCUGGGAUGCAACGAAGGCUCUACUCUCAUGUUUUACUGUGUCUUGCUCUACCUGCUUUUCCUUGCCAUUGUUGGCUUCAGUGUGGCUUUCCAAGCCCGGCAUUUACCGGACAGUUUUAAUGAGACCAAGUUUAUCUCCUUCAGCCUGUUGUGUUUUUGCAGUGUCUGGCUCUCCUUUUUCCCUACAUAUCUGAGCACCAAGGGGAAAUACAUGGUGGCUGUGGAGAUCUUUUCCAUACUCUCUUCCAGUGCAGGCUUACUGGGCUGCAUCUUUUUCCGCAAAUGCUUUGUUAUUCUACUAAGGCCUGAUCUGAACAAUAAAAAGCAGUUAAUGAGAGGCAAGAAAGAGGAAAUAUAA
Messenger RNA from Python bivittatus (Burmese python), 1092 nucleotides. The record is from RefSeq and is a predicted model, not a curated record. NCBI's taxonomy places the organism in Eukaryota, Metazoa, Chordata, Lepidosauria, Squamata, Pythonidae.